AUGGCCCAAGAACAACAAUGGACGAACAAACAACGAUCCGUGGCCAAACAACAACAAUCGAAGAACAAACAACGAUCUGUGGCCCAACAACAACAAUGGACAAACAAACAACGAUCCGUGGCCAAACAACAACAAUGGAAGAACAAACAACGAUCCGUGGCCAAACAACAAUAA
Molecule: messenger RNA, 174 nt
Organism: Lottia gigantea (owl limpet)
Lineage: Eukaryota; Metazoa; Mollusca; Gastropoda; Lottiidae
Exons: 1
Coding region: 1-174 (57 amino acids)
Source: RefSeq, a predicted model, not a curated record